CUCUUCACCGUUAGGACUAGACAGCAAGUUGUAGAAGUCAACUAAAACUGCCAUGGCAGUCUGGCUCUGGCAGUUCAUAACCAGCCUUUAAACCUUAGCACCUUCGUCUUCCACUGCGCAAAUUGAAACAAACUCCUCUCUCUUACGCUCUGUCUCCGUCUGUCUGUCUGUCUGUCUCUCUCUGUCUCUCAAUUAAAGUCAAAAUGCGAAAAAGGCCCGAGGCUUCGUCUUCCAAAUCGAAGCCGUCGAACGCUCAAGAACCUAGCGAUGAUGAUGAUACCACUAGAAAUAGCAAUUCUAAUGUUGCAGACGCAAGUGGUUCGAUUACUGGAAGGAGAAGUAGUAGAAGGUCAGGGUUUGUGUGGCUGAUAUUGUUCGGGGUGCUUGUGUACUCUUCAUGGGCUGUUUACUAUUAUCAGUUCGAGAGUUUGCCAUCGCCUCUCACCGCUGGCCAAGCUGGUAAGAGAGGUUUUUCUGAGGUGGAGGCUAUGAAGCAUGUUCGUGCUUUGACUCAAUUGGGUCCCCACCCUGUUGGGUCUGAUGCUCUUGACCUUGCUUUACAGUAUGUUUUGGCUGCAGCAGAAAACAUUAAGAAAACAGCUCACUGGGAGGUUGAUGUUCAAGUUGAUCUUUUCCAUGCAAAAUCUGGCGCUAAUCGUCUAGUCAGUGGCCUCUUCAAGGGGAAAACACUUGUUUAUUCAGACCUUAAUCACAUCGUACUAAGAAUCUUGCCAAAAUAUGCAUCUGAAGCAGGAGAAAAUGCUAUUCUUGUGUCUUCUCAUAUUGAUACCGUUUUCUCAACGGAAGGGGCUGGAGAUUGCAGUUCUUGUGUGGCUGUUAUGUUGGAACUUUCUCGAGGGAUUUCUCAGUGGGCACAUGGAUUUAAGAAUGCCAUCAUAUUUUUAUUCAAUACUGGAGAGGAGGAAGGUCUAAAUGGUGCUCAUAGCUUUAUGACUCAGCAUCCUUGGAAUGCAACUAUUCGAAUGGCUAUUGAUCUGGAGGCUAUGGGUGUUGGAGGGAAAUCUGGCAUUUUUCAGGCUGGUCCUCAUCCAUGGGCUAUUGAGAACUAUGCAUCAGCAGCAAAAUACCCAUCUGGUCAUAUUGUAGCACAGGAUCUUUUUUCAUCUGGCAUUAUUAAAUCUGCUACAGAUUUCCAAGUAUACAAAGAGGUUGCUGGUCUUUCAGGGCUUGACUUUGCUUACACGGAUAACAGUGGUGUAUAUCACACUAAGAAUGACAAAAUAGAUCUGCUCAAAUCUGGAUCUCUUCAGCAUCUUGGAGAGAAUAUGCUUGCUUUUUUGCUUCAGGUAGCUCCAACACCUCAUCUUCCUAAAGGCAAGGCAAUGGGAGAAGAGGAAAAGAACGGCCAUGACACUGCUAUAUUUUUUGACAUUUUGGGGACAUAUAUGAUCAUAUACAGUCAACGUUUUGCGAGUAUGCUUCACAAUUCUGUGAUAUUGCAAUCACUUCUAAUAUGGACAGCAUCACUGUUCAUGGGUGGUUAUCCAGCUGUGGUUUCAUUGGGCUUAUCAUGUCUCAGUGCCAUCCUCAUGUUGGUCUUUUCAAUAGGAUUUGCUUUCCUUGCAGCCUUCAUUCUUCCCCUAAUAUCAUCAUCACCAGUGCCGUAUGUUGCAAGCCCAUGGUUAGUAGUUGGGUUAUUCGCUGCACCUGCAAUUAUUGGAGCGUUGACUGGCCAACAUUUUGGAUAUCUUAUUCUUCAAAUGUAUUUAUCAAAUGUGUACUCCAAGAGAAAACUGCUAUCAUCAGUUAACCAAGCAGAUUUGAUCAAGUUAGAGGCUGAAAGAUGGCUUUUUAAAGCUGGUUUUGUUCAGUGGCUUGUUCUUCUGAUCUUGGGGAAUUAUUACAAAAUUGGAUCAUCUUAUAUGGCACUUUUUUGGCUAGUUCCACCAGCAUUUGCAUAUGGCUUGCUUGAAGCAACUCUAACCCCAGCUCGAUUGCCAAGGCCUCUCAAACUUGCAACGCUACUGAUGGGCUUGGCUGUGCCAAUUGUAAUUUCUUCAGGAACUUUUAUCCGCUUGACUGCCACAAUAAUUGGGAUCAUGGUUCGAUUUGAUAGGAAUCCGGGCAGCACUCCGGAGUGGCUGGGGAAUGCAAUACUUUCUGUUUUCAUUGCUGUUAUCGUAUGCUUCACUCUGAUUUACGUCCUUUCAUAUGUUCAUCUUUCAGGUGCUAAAAGAUCAAUCAUCCUGGCAACUAGUGUCCUGUUUGGGGUCUCACUCAUUUUUGUAUCAUCUGGUAUUAUUCCUCCGUUUACUGGAGACGCUGCCAGAGCUCUGAAUGUUGUGCACGUUGUGGAUACAACAGGAAGCUAUGGUAAUAAGCAAGAUCCUAUUUCAUAUUUAUCUCUAUUUUCGUCAACACCUGGAAACUUGAUGAAGGAGGUUGAGCAGAUUAAAGAAGGAUUUUCAUGUGGUAGGGAGAAGAUUGUUGAUUUUGUUACUUUCUCUGUUGAGUAUGGCUGCUUGACCUAUGAGGACUUGGACAAUGGAAGAGGAUGGAGUGAUGCAGAUAUUCCUUCAUUGCAUGUUGAUAGUGAUACCAACGCAGAGGAAAGAAUUACGAAAGUGGCAAUUGAUACAAAAGCUUCUAUACGUUGGUCUCUUGCAAUCAAUACUGAAGAAAUAAAAGAUUUCAUUUUUACAGGGGAUUCAGAGGAAUUAAUUCCACUCGGCAACAAGACCAGCAUAGAUGGAUGGCAUAUAAUUCAGUUUUCAGGAGGGAAAGAAGCUCCAAGAAAGUUUGAGCUAACCCUAUUCUGGGCGAAGGAAUCCAUGAAGUCUUCUCGUAGUGCGGACAGACGACAAAUGGAGGACCAACUGCCUCUAUUGAAGCUAAGAACAGAUGUUGACCGCUUAACACCGAAAGUUGAGAGAGUUUAUAAGAAACUUCCUAAAUGGUGCUCUCAGUUUGGGAAGUCCACAUCUCCUUACAAUUUAGCAUUUUUGAGUAAUCUCCCUGUUGAUUUCUAGGUAACUGAAAUAUAUCUCAAAAAGAGCAGUGAUUUACAGUUCAUUUAAACAUCAACUGUUGCAUCUUCCUUUUUCUGGAUUUACUUAGAGAGCUUAGAAAGAGAACCUAUAGGUAGACAAAUCCUCAAACAAAUUGCUGUACAUUGUUUCUUUAUAAUGGUCAUUAGGGAAUCAAUAAUCUUUUUCAUGAAAAAAUUAUCCACAGAACAAUAAACAAGUUUGGGUAUUAAAUGAAGGGUUUGCUGUUGCUGAUA
Molecule: messenger RNA, 3244 nt
Organism: Jatropha curcas
Lineage: Eukaryota; Viridiplantae; Streptophyta; Magnoliopsida; Malpighiales; Euphorbiaceae
Product: Zn-dependent exopeptidases superfamily protein
Biological process (GO): proteolysis
Molecular function (GO): metalloexopeptidase activity
Source: RefSeq, a predicted model, not a curated record